CUCUGUGAGGUUUUGGUGUGGGGCCACACCUUGCCCAGCAGGCCAGGACUGUAUCAGUGUCAACGGAGCUCUUCGCUGUGCUGACCCCUGUGAGCAGUACUCAGUUCUGGACGAUGCCUGGCGCUCAACAGGAUACGGCCGUUCCAAUAAGUGUGAUCGGUUUGGUGGGCAGGGAUGGUAUCGUAUGUUCCUGGAUGGGAACAGCACCCAGAUACCAGAGACGUGUGUGGAGGCAAACAGGUGUGGAACCAGGUAUCCUCUGUGGCUCAGUUCCCCUCACCCCCUGCUGGGAGACGGGCUGGUGGAAAUACUACUACUACUGGAGUGGGUGGAUGGACACCUGCUGCUACUACAGACAGAAUAUCCAUGUGAAAUCCUGUCCUGGCAACUACUACGUCUACAAGUUGGUCCAGCUGGAUAAUUGUUACUCUGCUUAUUGUGCAGCUGUUCCCACGACAACUCCAGCUGUUCCCACGACAACUCCAGCUGUUCCCACAACAAACUCUAGCUCUGUGAGGUUUUGGUGUGGGGCCACACCUUGCCCAGCAGGCCAGGACUGUCUCAGUGUCAACGGAGCUCUUCGCUGUGCUGACCCCUGUGAGCAGUACUCAGUUCUGGAUGAUGCCUGGCGCUCAACAGGAUACGGGCGUGCCGAAAACUAUGAUUAUCAUAGGUUUAGUGGGCACAGAUGGUAUCGUAUGUUCCUGGAUGGGAACAGCACCCAGAUGCCAGAGACGUGUGUGGAGGUAAACAGGUGUGGAACCAGGGUUCCUCUGUGGCUCAGUUCCCCUCACCCCCUGCUGGGAGACGGGGUGGUGGAAGGUGAUGUCUGUGGACACUACAUAAAAUACUACGACUGGAGCACACAUGGGAACAGACGGGAGGACGACUGCUGCAACUACAGACAGAAUAUCCAUGUCAAGUCUUGUCCUGGCAACUACUACGUCUACAAGUUGGUCCCAUCGGAUUACUAUUACUCUGCUUUUUGUGCAGCUGUUCCCAAGACAACUCCCGCUGUUCCCAUGACACCCUCCAGCUCUGUGAGGUUUUGGUGUGGGGCCACACCUUGCCCAGCAGGCCAGGACUGUCUCAGUGUCAACGGAGCUCUUCGCUGUGCUGACCCCUGUGAGCAGUACUCAGUUCUGGAUGACGCCUGGCGCUCAACAGACAACGGCUUUUCCUCUAACUGUGAUGCUUGGAGAGGCUGGCAGGGAUGGUAUCGUAUGUUCCUGGGGGGCACCAGUGUCCAGAUGCCAGAGACGUGUAUGGAUAGGAACAGGUGUGGAACCAGGUAUCCUCUGUGGCUCAGUUCCCCUCACCCCCUGCUGGGAGACAAUGUGGUGGAACGUGAUGUCUGUGGACGCUGGAGUUCCGACUGCUGCUACUACGGAAAAAAGAUCCAUGUGAAAGCCUGUCCUGGCAAUUACUACGUGUACAAGUUGGUCCAAUUGGAGUUUUGUUACUCUGCUUAUUGUGCAGACCCCAAGACUAAAGUCUGUGCAACAUGUGAAGAGUACGAGGACUGUGUGAGUCACAAUAACGUCACCUGGGCUUGUGAGAUAAGAGUCAUCCCAGAGCUGGUGUGUGGGAGGAGCUUCCUGGAUGUGGGUCUCCUCAAGUCUCAGCUGGCAGCCAAACAUCUGCACUCCUCCUCUGUUCACCUGGUCAACGCCCGCUGCUCCUCCUCCCAGGAGAUUAAUGGGACGGUGUGGUUCCAGAUGGAGCGCUGGGAGGGCAGCUGUGGAACCACUCUGACGACCAACGGCAGCCACCACAUCUACUCCAACAGUCUGUUUGUCUACCCGGUCAGUGAGACCUUGGUUCGACCCCUGAGGAUCCCUUUCUCCUGCUCCUAUCCUCUGGAGACAGUGGCAAGCCUGGAUGUGGCCAUUAAACCAUACCUGGAGUAG
Hypomesus transpacificus is the source of this 1910-nucleotide messenger RNA. RefSeq lists its product as uncharacterized. Lineage: Eukaryota; Metazoa; Chordata; Actinopteri; Osmeriformes; Osmeridae. The transcript has 6 exons. The coding region runs from base 114 to 1910 and encodes 598 amino acids. Gene Ontology annotation, biological process: neutrophil migration. Gene Ontology annotation, cellular component: apical plasma membrane; cell surface. The record is from RefSeq and is a predicted model, not a curated record.